Molecule: messenger RNA, 1809 nt
Organism: Acytostelium subglobosum LB1
Lineage: Eukaryota; Evosea; Eumycetozoa; Acytosteliales; Acytosteliaceae
Exons: 4
Biological process (GO): regulation of proteolysis; proteasome-mediated ubiquitin-dependent protein catabolic process
Cellular component (GO): cytoplasm
Molecular function (GO): ubiquitin protein ligase binding
Source: RefSeq, a predicted model, not a curated record
AUGAUGUCUGAAGGAACCGAAGACCCAGAUCCAAUAUCUGAGGCCGUUGGAUACAUAGAGAAUGUUCUACAGUCCAAUGUCGAUAUUCAAUAUCAAGGAUUGAAAGGGCUCAUGUUGUGCUCAACGACACAUGUUGUAGAGUUGUUCAAGAACCCAUCGUUCUACUACCAUAUUAAGAGACACCCCAACCACAAACUUAAUCAUAUCAACACCAGUAGUGGCGGAAUUGGACACUCAUGCUCAAUUCCAAUCAACACAAGUGGUGGCAGUGGCCACAGCUCAACCUCGUCGUCACCUGCAACCUCUCCAAAUUCAUCCCCAUCAUCCUCUUCCAACUGUGUAUAUCCCGAUCCCUGCAACCAAUCACCCUCCAAACACAUAUCAGAGAUUGACUUUGACAAGUACUCAAAGAAGAGAAAGAGCACUUUAAAGUGUCUAAUUGAUCUCUGUCUCUCAGAGACCAAGAAGGUCCAGUCAGCCGCUCUAAGACUCCUGUGGCACCUUUCUGCUCAAGCCGACUUGAAGGUUCUGCUAUAUGAAGAGGGGGUGUUGGAUAGGCUAAAGUUGUUGAUUGCCAUCGACAAUGCAACAGCGGCAUCAUCUCCUGGAUCUAGCGCAGCAAACAAUAACAAAGAGGCUGAGAAGCAGAGUGGAAUUCACAGGACAGAGGUUCACUUGGCUUCAUCGGCAAUUCUGCAGAACAUCACAGAGUAUAGAUUUGAGCGUGGAGAAAUUAACCCCAACCAGGUCAAGAUUGUCAAUGAGGGUAUUGUUGAUCUGAUCCUUCUGCCAAGGUCAAAGAGCAACGACAGAAGAGUUCAAUUUCUCACCACGCUGACCAUUGCCAACCUGUCAAUGAACGAUGAGAACCACGCAAUACUAGACAGCCACAAAGCAUUUGACAUUGUCGAGUCGUUCGUUACCAACAACACAUUGCACAUGGACCUGGUGUGCCACUGGAUAACACUUCAACCUCACAUCCCUCUCCUACAUUCAAAGUACCCUCAAGUCCAAUUGUUUGCUCUCUACUGUUUAUAUAAUCUUAUGAGGAACGACCAAUACAAGGUGGAAGUAUGGAAAGGUCUCAGUGUUAAUAAUGGUGUUCACUCAAUAUUCCUUCUUCUCCACUCUCACCAUCCAAAGGUGGUAGAGUUGGCUCGUAAGAUUGCCGACCAGCUGCAGAUCGAGGAGCCAUCCGUGACAGUCAACACCACAAAGAUUGGAAGUGAUCUGAAGAAACUGUUCAACAACUCUGAGUUCUCAGAUGUGACGUUUAUCUGUGAGGGCAAGAAGAUCUAUGCACACAAGGCCAUUUGCGCAUCAAGAUGCGAGCAGUUGAGGGCAAUGUUCACCUGGGGCAAGGAGUCUCAGGAGAAUGAGAUACACCUACCUCACAUCCCUUACUCAUCCAUGUAUGGUGUCAUUGAGUACAUCUACUGUGGCGUUGCUUCAAUCACUUGGGACAAUGCUUGCGAUCUUCUCCAGUGGGCAGACUUCUUCUCUCUACAAGGUCUAAAGAGCAAAUGCGAAUUCUUCCUAUGGCACUACAUCGACCUGGACAAUGCACCAAUCAUUCUAUCUGUUGCUGAUUGCUAUGGAUGCACACAACUGCGCAAUGUCACUGCCAACUUUAUUGUCAGGAACUACGAGAAGAUAAAGGACAACGAGACAUGGGUCUACAAUGUAUCCCCGGAGCUCAAGAAGCAGAUCACCGAGAGAAUCUACACUCUGAUCACUUGCUCCUGUGGCUGCUUCUGCAGUUGUAUCGACGAGAAUGAUCCCAGAGUUGUGACUACCACUGGAGAGGAG